CCACAUGACAGUAAGCAUUGAGAGUGAGUGCGGAGACACUAAAUUAUAUUACCGGUCAAUAUGUAAUACAAUUUUAUAUAAAUGUAUGAAAAAAAUUUAAAAGUAAUAAUUUUUAAACGAUUUUAAAUUAUUUGUACUGUGGUCAGUGGCUAGAUUUUUUUUUAAUUAACAUUUAAAAUUUUAUAAAUAUAAUUGUAAAAAAUAAUAUUUGUGCAAAUAUAUUAUAUUUAAUCGAGCGUGUGAUUUAAAAUCUUAUCUUAUAGAGAUUGAUAAAAUUGUCAAUCUUGUUAUCAACAAUAAGAUUUUUAAAAAAUAAAACUGAAGGAUUUAAUUCAAUAAAAAAUUUUUUUUUAUCAAUUAAAGUUUAAGAUUCUUGGGAGUAUGUGAAUAGAUAUUUAAAAUAUCUAUUCCUAAAUUUAUAAUUUAAUAAUAAUUACAAUGUCGAGUAAUAAUUUGAGUAAUUUAAAUAAUAAUGAUCUAUCGAGUACCGCCACAGAGACAAGUCAUAAUAAUUCCGAGACUGGAAUAAUAAUUACUGGUAGUAAUGAUAAACGAGGUCGUAUAAAUGAAGAUAUUGUUGGUAAAUGCAGUAAAUCAACACAAAUUGAUUUUUGGCAAAUGAAUUGGAGGCAAACGCCAAAUUAUAAUCAGGUAUCGAGAAGUAGGCCACUGUCUGCUGGAUUCUUAUCAAAAUCACAUUUGUACAGUAAUUCAAAUUAUUCUAUUGGGAAUAGUUCGAAAAGUCUUCUGUAUUCAUCCCAAAGUGAAGUUACUUUGUCACCAUUGAAAAAUCAUAGUAGAGUCGGUAAUAAUACCGGCAAAUUUGUUGCGAUAGAUAUCGCUAAGAUACCAAAUUUACCGUUUACUACAACUUCGUCGUACUCAACAAAUAAUUUGUCGGGUAAUAAUUCUUGUUGUGUUAAUUGUUGUAAUUGUAAUAAUGUUAUUAAUAGUGAGUCAUUUAAAUUACAACAAAGUGAAUCGGAAAGUCCACAAGGGUUGUCUUGGCGAAGACUUCAUAUGAGUCGCGCAAAACUAAAAGCUACUGCUACCACUUCGGAAUUACUCAGUGGAUUUGCUAUGGUAGCGAUGGUAGAACUUCAAAUAAAUGACCCAACAGCAGUUCCUGAGUGGCUCUUCGUGAUGUUUGCUGUCUGCACAACAGUAUUAGUAUCCGUACAUAUUUUUGCAUUAAUGAUAAGCACUUAUUUAUUACCAAACAUCGAAGCAAUAAGUAAACUUCAAAUAUCCCGUUUAAUAACCGAGUCACCUCAUGAACGAAUGAGAGGUUUUAUUGAAUUAGCCUGGGCAUUUUCAACGGUCCUUGGAUUGUUUCUUUUCCUCGUUGAAAUUGCGAUACUUUGUUGGGUAAAAUUUUGGGAUUAUUCAUUUACGGCAGCAAUGGCCAGUACUAUUAUUGUUAUUCCUGUACUAAUUGUAUUUGUUGCAUUUGCUGUACAUUUUUAUCACUCAUUAGUUGUUUUUAAAUGUGAGGCCUCUGUUACUGAUAUGGAAGAAUUAGAGAGCAUUAAAAAAAAUUUAGAUAAUGUUACUGUUAAUCAGAGCAGUGUUUGAUUUAUGCAAUAAUGAAUUUAUAAAUUUUAAGAGGAUAAAAGACAGCUUUGAACGAACAAAUUUCAUUAAAUAUUAAGACAGUUUUUAAAUCCUUUCUAAUUUUGAUAUCAUGAUAAUUUGUAAUUUAUGAAAAUACUCCGAGUCAAAAUUUAAAUCGUAGAUUGAAGAACGUACAAGACGUUGAAAACGUAUUUUAGACGUAGUUGACGUACGAAAACGUAAGUAAGACUUGCGUAAUCGUAAAUCGUAGAUACAACAAAACAAUUAAACUAUAUCGGAAACAUUUCAUUACCAAAAGACAUGUCUAGCAGCUAGAAGACAAGAAAUAAAAAUUCUUAGCAGCUGUAGAAAAAUACUUUGGGCCUUGCAGGAGAUAAUUCUACUGAUGCCCAGUUUCUCGAGCUUUUACGGGUCUUAUACAGACUACCUAGAAGCUUGUAGACAAAAAUGUUUCCGAUUUAGUUUAAUUGUUUUAUUGCCAGUUUUGAAAGGUUGUGUCUACGAUUUAUGAUUACGCAAGUCUUAUUUACGUUUUCGUACGUCAGCUACAUCUAAAAUACGUUUUACGACUAUUUACGUCUUGAAAGGUUGAAUUUACGUUUUCAACGUCUUGUACGUUCAAUCUACGAUUUAAAUUUUAACUCGGGACGACAAUAUUUAGUGAGCAAAUUAUAAUUCAUUAAAAAUACCCAUGUUAAAAAAAUUCGUUUCAAAAGUAUUCCUUAAAAGUUCUAUUCCAGUCGAAUUAUUAAAAAAUUUCCUGACCAUAUGUAGUUAUAUCAAAUCAUUGGAAAUAUUUAUUUAAUUCAAAAUAAAAUGGUAUAAGUCAGUUCAAUAAAUAAUCAAUCAUUGUCGUUAAAUGAAACUUUAUUUUAUUAUUUGUCAAUGUUCAUAAAUUUUUUUUAUUUAUUAAAUGAAUAAUUUUUUAUUUCUUAUUUUAAAUCUAUGAUUUUAUAUAACUUACUCUAUAAUAAAAUAUAAAUAAAUUUUUCAUUUUCACUAGAAUAAAUUUCAUAAAUAAAAACGUUUUAUAGAAUAUUAAUAAAAUAUUAAUCAAGUACGCGAAUAAUAAAUAUAGUGAAACUUAUUAGUUCAAUACUUAUGUAUACUUUAAAUGUUUUUGGUUUUUUAACUUGUCAAUAUGCAUGUUAAUAACUUGAAGAUCCUAACGAUUGGUUUCUACUAAGACUUUUUUUUUCCAACAGUCUUUUUAAUUCCAACUGCUUCAUUUUUUCGCUAUUGGAAUCAAUUUCUACUAAUUUCUUUUCAAAAUGGUAUUAAAAUCGCAUUCGCGCCGCGCCAUUUUUUAAACAGUUUUGACAGAAAAAAAAUUUAUCGGAUUUUUUCAGUCAAAAAAAAAGAAAGUAAAAAUUUUUCCAGCUUUGUGACAAAGUUCCCUGACUUUUCCCUGAUUUUCCCAGUAUAUUUAUAAUUCCCUGACAUUUUCAGAGUUUCCAGAAAUUUUGUCCCCAAUUUUUCUAUCAAAAUUACAAAAGUUCUAAUCUGUCUCAAGUUUAGGUUCCACAUGUCGAACUUUUUUCGUAUCUCUUUGAAACGAAAUUUUUUUCAUGGGUAUCACUAGAUUUUUAUAUGAACGUUAGUUAACUCAAUUUUAUAUCAAAACUUUGACCACUAAUUUAAUAUUAUUUUUAAAACAUUAUAUUUUUAUUCAAUAAUUACUAUUUAUUUUAAAAAUCUUCAGAAAUAUCUCUUUCCUUCUACGGUAUUUUUAAAAUUAAUUAUCAUAAUUUAAUUUGUUCCAUGUAAAUUCAAUUAUGACUAAUUUAGUAAGAAUAAUUAUUAUUACUAUUACUUUGUAAGAAAAUAUAAGACAAGGAUAUUGGAUGUUAACGAGACACGAUUCGCGUUGAAACGUGAACAUGAUUUAUUAUUAUUUUUUUUUUAAUGUAUAAAAAAAAUGUACAUGGCUGUAAACAUGAAAUUUAAAAUUGCAACAGCACAAGCAAGUGCCCUUACAUUAAUUAAUAAUAAUUAUAAUAAUUAAUUAAUUAAUUAUAUUGUUAUAUACGAUGCAUCUUCUGAAUGGUGUUUAUGUGUGUCUAUUGUUGAUGACUCUUUAGUUUUUACUCGGUUUACAAUAAAUUGAGUGUAAAGCAAUAAAAUCAAAUUUUUUUAUUACUAAAUAGUUUAACAAUUUUUAUAUACGAUAUAUAAUUAUUUUUUUUAAAUAUACUCAAAUAUUGAUAUAUUUUUAUUUUAUACUGAUUUUAGUCAAUGGUAUUAGUGAAUAUGAUAUUGUUUUAAUAGUGAAUUUUACGGUAAACCGAGAAAAUUAAUAGAUCUUAAAAAAAAUUAAUACUGUGUAUAAAUAAUUAUUGUUUGUUUGUAUAAAAAUUAUAUUGUUUAAAUAAAAUUUUAUUUAAUUUAAUUACAAAAAUGUAUUUUGUUUAAACGUUAAUUAAAGUGAUCGUAAUAAAACAAAUUAAUUUUUCUUUUAGUUGACUAUUAUUCAAAUUUUAUUGUUAUAAAAUAAUACACUGUAAAAAAUUUUUGGUGUGAAAAUGGUCCCUGAGGACUUUACACGGUGUCCCUGGUGUGAAUUGACGGUGUGAAAGAUCAAGGGGUUUACUUUUAACAUGGUGUGAGUGUUAUCUUUCACACCGUUCGGUGGUAUUGGCUCAAAACUCAUACAUCGUCCGAUCAUAUGAUCUGUAGUUAAAAAUGGCCCACUAUCUGUUUUUAAUAUUAAAAUUAAUUAAUUAAACUUUAACUUGAAAAAUUAUCAACUAACUUUCUUUAAUAAUGAUUAAAAAAACGUACAAUUAAUAACUGAAGCAAUAAAAAAAUAUAAUGUCAAGUAUUUUCAAUUGAAAAAAUUACUCAUUACAAGUUAAAUUGUAUUCAUUAAUCAAAUGUUAAUUAAUUACACACUAGCAGUAUUUAUAUAUAAACAUUUGCCAUUGAUAUUUGUACGACCUUUAUACACUGUAAAAAAUUUUUGGACUCGGUGUAGUGUAAAUGACUCGGUGUAAAAAUUUUGGUGUGAAAAUUACACCAAAUAUCGUGGUAAAUUUAGGCAGUGUGAAUUAAAAAUUUUUACACCGUCAAGCCUGUAAAUGUGUAAUUUAUGACAAUUUUGCGUUAAGAAAAAUAAUCGUAAAAUAAUUGAAGUGUUCAAAAUACUAUUUAAUAUCUAAAUAAAAUUAAUGUAGUCAUUGAUUAAGUAGUUAAAAAUAUUCAAUGAUCGUUUGUUGCUCAUUAAUCAAAAUUAUAACGAGCAACAUCGAAUGGUGUAAAAUAAGUAGAUUACACCAUUUAAAAAUUACUCGGAUGGAUAAUUUACACCAAGGAUUUUUUACACCGUUAUUUCACACUACACGGCCGAGUAAAUUUCUCGGGGCCAUUUUUACACCAAAAUUUUUUACAGUGUAAGGUGUUUCAUGGUUUGAAGUUGAUAAAUUAACGAUUCUAUUAACAUAAGUAUUUUUAUUUGAUAUGACAUUAAUUAAAAAUUCAAACUUUGAAUAGAAAUUUCUACAAAAGAAUUCUUUAUUAUUAUCUCGCACAUGAGAACUUAUUUUUAUUAUUUCGUUUUUUAUUGUGUCUAUCAAAGUAACAUUUACACCGUUGGUGGUGUGAUCGUUCUAAUCCACACGGUCAACAAUUUAACACCAUACGCCGUGUAAUUUUCACACCGGUGUUAAAAAUUCUCACACCAACUCAUUCACCACACCGUGGAGUUUUUUACAGUGUACGAGCUCGUACUUAAUAUUAAUCCUUUUUAAAAUUUAUUAUUUUAUUUUUUUAAAAAUGAUAAUAAAUUAAAUUAAAUUAAAAAUUAUAUUUAGUUAAUAAAACAUUCAUGUACUAUAUAUAUAUAUCAGUUUUUUUUUAUAUUAAUGCGACGGAAUUGCAGCACAUAAAAUAAUACAUUAUCAAUAAUAUAUUGCGAUAUAAAUAUCAAAUAAAUUCAGCUCA
This is a messenger RNA of Microplitis mediator, 5514 nucleotides long. RefSeq names its product calcium release-activated calcium channel protein 1-like. The transcript has 2 exons. Gene Ontology annotation, biological process: store-operated calcium entry. The record is from RefSeq and is a predicted model, not a curated record. Gene Ontology annotation, molecular function: store-operated calcium channel activity. Gene Ontology annotation, cellular component: membrane. Bases 439 to 1575 code for a protein of 378 amino acids. Lineage: Eukaryota; Metazoa; Arthropoda; Insecta; Hymenoptera; Braconidae.